Messenger RNA from Marasmius oreades (fairy-ring Marasmius), 6431 nucleotides. RefSeq lists its product as uncharacterized. The record is from RefSeq and is a predicted model, not a curated record. Gene Ontology annotation, biological process: proteolysis; meiotic chromosome separation. Bases 46 to 6318 code for a protein of 2090 amino acids. The transcript has 20 exons. Gene Ontology annotation, cellular component: centrosome; mitotic spindle pole body; mitotic spindle. Gene Ontology annotation, molecular function: protein binding; cysteine-type endopeptidase activity. NCBI's taxonomy places the organism in Eukaryota, Fungi, Basidiomycota, Agaricomycetes, Agaricales, Marasmiaceae.
CGCGCUGCCUCGUAUUAUUCCACCUGUCGUCCAGGCACUCAUCUAAUGCCACCCAUCAUCACCUCCAGGAGAAAUGUCGCUAGGAAUGCAACAACCUCCACCAACCUCAAAACAAGAACGACUGUAGAUCGUUUGGCUGAGCAACUCACAACAGAUUUGGUGCUCUCGAAGAAUGUGAAAGGGAAGCAGAAAGCAGCGUCCGCGCUGUCACAGGAAGAACAAAGAGCAAACUCGAUGCGAUCCGUGAACUCAGCUUCUCAGCACCUGUCAACCCUCUUCCAGUCCGGAUGGCGACACUCGCAAGAAAAGUCCACACACAAGUCUUCGGUUUUGAAUGAUGCCCUACAGUCCGCUUCGAAGGCUAUGAAUCAUCUUCGAAACUUGAGGAAGCUAAAGUUCUGUGAUUUAGAUGUUGAGAGGGCGGCUAUGAGUGUUCUGGCCAAGUUAGUAGCUUUGGAGAUGUAUGAACCAGCUCUUCAGAUUAUGCACGAUGCCUAUCCAUAUGUCUGUGAAAUUUCAAGAGGCUCAACGAACAGAAGACCAUUUGAGCCGACCAAGGUUGACCGUCCUUCCAAUGCGAUGCUUUCGAUUCCUAUCCCUGCUAAACCUCCGACCGAUAUAACAAUAUUAAAUCUGAUAUCCAUUUAUCUUUUCAACUCUAUCGCUAUUCUCUCAUACUACUCCAACACUGGUCAGCCCUUGAAGCAUACCGCCUUGAGUUUCGAAACGUUUUCCAACUCCCUCCUGAACUCCUCCACGCUUUUAAAAUGGAUACCACUCUUUUCGGACCUUCCCGUCAAGCAAUUGGACUCCAUCCUUACCAAAUCGUACAGUCUCCUGACGAAACUAGUCCCGUCAAGUUUAAAGCACAACAGCUCCGCCCUGGUGUUCCGGGUUCGGAUGUAUGCUAUUAACUGUUUAGCGUACACGAGCCAAGGCGUCAUUGAUAAACCGGAUUCGUUUUGGGGCCAAUGCCACAAGUUUACGUCAAUAUAUGCCAAAUGUGAAGCCGCCGGCAGUUCUCAAGCCGAAUCUUUCGUCCUCACCUCUCUCGCUGAAGUCGUUCGAAUCGCGAAGGGGCGUUCUGACCGCAAUGAUUUCAUGUCCGGAGACGGUUUCAUAUCUUUCUGCGAGACGUGGACCAGUUUCGCGAACCGUUCCGGGGACUUGGAAUCGCUGGACAGAAUUGGAUGUCUCAUGAAAAACGCAUUGAUGCCCUCAAGUAAGGAAAUCAGGCCUUCGGAAGUUGGUGAUUAUCAGGAGCGCGAUAGAAAACAGCUGGCUGUUGACGGAAUGCGGCUUUGCAACACUCUCGCUCAGCUGUCUGCCCUUUUGAAUACAAGCGAACCCGGAUUAACAGAGGAAGUGAUAUCUCGAAUACGUGUAUGUUCAGUAACCAUUGAAAAGUCCACUCUAGUGGACAUACUCGUUUGUCCCUUGGAUGGCUCAGAUAAAGAAAUGCAACGGGUUUUGGGCAAGGUGCAACGGGCGUUAGAGAAGUGCCGGCGGGCCGCCAUCAAGUUGUUAGAGACUUCUCGGCUCUCCUGUGGAGAGUAUAUUGAAGUUAUUCAUAAAUUCAUCGAGGUCGUUGUAGAGGUGAUGGAACUAGCUCUAAAGCGGAAUCCACUUCCGGAUUAUUUCUCUCAAGCACUAGACACGCUAUUCACGCUCGCCAGAAUCACCUUGUCAAUCUCGGACCCUAGGACGUAUACAAGCGCUUACGACUAUCUAGAUAAAGCAGUCACCAUUUUGAAUGUUGCAUCCGAGUGUUCGCAACCUUUGGACGUCUCAACAUACAUGCGGUGCACCUCAGGUGCUUUUCAUAAUCUGGCAGGGACCCUAUAUCAGGCCGGGCGUUACGGAUCUGCGAUACCCUACUUGAGAGAAAGUUGUCGGUUGGGAGUCAAAGCAGCCGAACUGCAUGGUAAAUGCGAACAAAAUGCAAACAAGGACGCGUGGAAGCAGCUUGAGGAACAAUUAUGGAGGAGAUGGCAACUGCUUGCCUUAUGUUAUACUAAGAUUGGUGACAGAAGGGCCUCCUUCUGUGCGUUGCGAAGCUGCAUCGAAACCUUCCCGUUUCAAGCAAGCUCCUUUAGUGACCGGGUGGACAAGGACGGAUUGAGUACCUUGUUCGACAUGAGCCCUUCUCUCAAAGAUCUCGCCGACAUAGUCGACCGAUUAACUCAUAUGGGGACUUGUGAUCUACUUCUACCAGCACAAGAAGUCUCGCUAAGAUCCAUUGCUGUUCGCGAACUUAGUAUCCGAGGUGCUUUGAUUGAGAGGCAGCUGGAUAGUCUAGAAGCCUAUUCUCACAAAGAAGUUAUUGCAAGUGUUUCCUCAGAGCUGUUGAAGGACGCUCUGGACAUAUACAAAGAGAGUAGCAUGCCCAUCCGGUCUGUAAGGGUUUAUGUCAGAGCGCUUUCGUUCGCGUACUAUCGCGGAGCAGAACAUGUCUCAUUUUUGGGGACUCUCGACGAUAUUGGAGUAAUAGUGCAAAAGGUUCUCGCCGUCGAGCUGGACUUGGGUCGUGAUCAGGGACUCGCUCCCUUUUUGGCGGGAUAUCAAGCAAUGGCCCAUCUCUGGCUCGGUCUUCAUACACAUCGAACAGCAGACCCUACACAAUCAGCCCUCAUAGGUAUACACGUAGAAAAAGCUUGUGGAGUUUUGCACUCUCAAGUUCUUCUCCCGGUUCAGACGACGAAUAGUUUAGCUAUGAAGGCAGGGAAAGGAGUGUCCGUGCGGCAGCCCAAGGUUUCAAGGUCUCGUACUAAAGCGCCAACAACUCCGAAACCUAGAGGUCCAGAUCUCCAGGUCAACGGUCUCAAACUGGAUAUCAAUGGCAUACAUUCAACUACUCUCGAUUAUCCGCUAAAAUUGGUGGAAGUGCUCCAGCUGUCAAGUCAUGUCUUAGGAAUAAUGGCGCUCAAUUUCUUGAAGAUUCGCGUUCUUGAUACCCUGAGAAAGAUAUCUAAACAGCACCUUGGUACGGCGAGCGACGCAUUCAUUUUGGCCUCAUCCGACCUUGGCUAUGAGUACCUGCUACUCGGAAAAUUUACGCGAGCUAAAAAUAUCUUCGAGCUGACUCAAACGACAGUUCGUAAUGGUGGCUGCUCUGACUUUGCUUCUAGCAUCUUGCUUCUCAGAUUUGCAGAACUGUGUGCAUUGAACGAUGAUGUAACUCAGAGCUUGGAGCUGUACUCUAGGGCUCAAGUCAUUGCGAGUCAUCUCAUGGAAGAAAAGCAGUCCUCGUUCCAGAAACUGCAGGCGAGAAUAGUUCGCUUAGAGUUGGCGGCCAUGGCCUCCAACCUACUGGCAACAUUUCAUUUUGUCAAGAACGAUCACUCGAAUUCUUUGAGAUCGUUAUUGAAUUCUUUACGUCUCUGGAAUAGGGCGUUUGACUCCCUUGUACGCCUGCAACCCCCUCCCGCCGCCGUUCAUAGAAGACCAGAAGACUCCGAUCCGUUCGAAACCUCCAGCACGAGCAACACCUUUUCUUUAGUCACUCCCCAAACUUCGGACGAAUCAAAAAAACCUUUCGUGCGUAGAACAUCUUUGUCAGGCUUGGAGUGGCGAAUCGGACAAGGGCUUCUCCAUACGAUAUUCGGUCUGGGUCAAGCCUACCUGUUGAGAGGCUCCUCCCGAGAGUCGCAAUACUUUGCCGAACAAGCACGCAAUUUAGCUGAGUCAUUGAAUGCCACGGCGUUUAUAUGUCGUGCGACAACCAGACUUGAAGAGUUACGCAUGCAGGUCGGACAGUUGAAGGAACUUAACGGUCUAGAUCAGUUCGACGCCCAUCCAAGCCAUGGCCUCAGCAUCGAUGUGGCGGAAAUCUACCGGUUGCGUGGGGAUUUUGAGCAACGGAGUGCUAGAAUCGAAGAUGCUCAACGUCAUUAUGGCGCUGCUCUUCAAGUGCUGGAGGAAUCUGAUCAGGUCUUUGGCAAAUUCGACUUGGAAUUAGGUUCGAGACAUUCCAUUGGCUCCAGCCACGGCACAGACCUGCUUACACCUGCAUUACUCAUUCGUGUACUUCGUGAACAUAUUUGGGUCCUACGAGGUGAAGAAGGAGAGCAAUUCGAUGUCCUUCUUAACAAAUUUCUCGCCAUCCCACCGACAUUACAGUCACAGACGGAGAAAGAUGCCCUCUUGGCAAGGCUAACCCUGCACGAUGUUUAUAGGCGCAGUCGAGUUGAUAUGUUCCUGAGUUCCAUCGGCGAAACAACUGUGGCACUUCCAAUGGGCACUUCCAGUACUUUUUUGGCCUCUCUUCCACCCAGUUUCCAAGAGAUCAUGCGGAGUCUGGAAAAUUCGGAGAAACUGUUCUGGUCGCAACUUGCUGCCCACGGCCAGUCGGGUUAUGUUCCUGAUAUACGAACUGCGAUAUCGUCUAUCGUUCUUAUUCGAACAUUUCAAGCGUCUUUGGGUCGAUCAGAACCCUCUAGUUCAGUACUUAUAACGGGUCUGCUCGACGCUAUUGCGGCUAUCACUCUGCGCCGGGAAAUGCUUGAAGUCAUACAUAACAAAUAUCCGACACCAACGCCUCUGGAUGAUUUAUGCUGGCCAUCAAUCAAGUCAGACGGGUCCUUGGCUUAUCCCCCACAAAGAUGCAAAGACACACCGGACGUUUCUGACGAACAAGAUGGGUAUCAAGACGUAGGUGGUGAAGAUUUAUAUCUGAGAGGGUAUUGGAAUUCCGUGCGGGAGCGUUACCAUUCAGCUGCUUUAGACUCAGAAACACUCUCAUCGCCCGUUGUCGCCGAACUGCCCCCUCACUGGACUGUUGUGCACAUCACAAUCACGGAUGACAAGAGUACACUCUUCAUCUCGCGUCAACGGGGAGGAGGUAGAUCUACAGACCACCCUCUUAUGUUUUGCAUUCCUCUGAAAGGGCGCCGGGAGGGCCCUGGUGAAGACGAGAAUCAGCAGCUGACCUUUGAAGACGCCAUGGAGGAAUUUAACGACAUCAUAAGGCUCAAUAACGAGACUACAAAGACCGCUGCCUCGAUUCGUGAAAAUCAAGUUGCAAGAGCAGUAUGGUGGAAGGAACGAGGAGCGCUUGAUACCCGGUUGCAGCAACUAUUGGAGAACAUCGAGUUCUGCUGGUUAGGUGCUUUCAAGACGAUCUUGAACAAGAGUUCCCACCUGUCCGAGGAAGGUAUCUCAAGUCUCCGAAUACAGUUUGAUGGGGUGUUCCAGCAGGGACUUCGGCUGCAAGAUAAGAAGACGAAGGAGAAAGCUCUCGGACAUACUAAGGUACCUUCGGAAAGCCGCGGCCCCAAUCGCGUUACCUUGGACGAUGCACUUGUCGAAUGCUUUUCCACGCUCUCUUCGCAAUGUAGAGAUGAAGAGCUGGAAGACCUCGUGUACUUCAUCCUGGACCUCUACCAGUUCCAUGGCGUACCGGUCGCGAUUGCGGAAAUCGAUAUUGAUCAGGUUGUUGUGGACUUACGAUCAGUAUUGGAGGACCAUGCAACCAAAUUCAAGUCGGCUAGUAAUGGAUUACCGUCGCGAAAAGGUGCAUUUGGACAUACCCGAUCCACGCAGAAUGGCGGCGAUGAGCAUCUAUUCUUGGUCUUGGACAAGAACGUUCAAGGCCUCCCAUGGGAGAGCAUUCCGAUCUUAAGAGGUCGAAGUAUUAGCCGCGUCCCAUGCAUGUCGUUUUUACUGGAUAGACUGCAUUUCCCUCGAUGGCGGCAAGAACGCGAAUCGAUAACCACGUCGCCUGCAGUCGAUCAAGCGGUCGUGGAUCCUCGCAAUGGCUAUUAUAUCCUGAAUCCUAGCGGAGACCUCACGCGUACCGAGGAACGAUUCAAACCAUGGGUCAAAGAGAUGGAGAGUAUAGGUUGGCAAGGCAUUUGUGGGCGCCAGCCUAGCGAGCUUGAAGUUCUUCGUGCCCUGGAACAACAUGAUGUAGUCGUUUACUUUGGUCAUGGUGGUGCUGAACAAUACGUGCGGUCGCACAAGAUCAGGAACUUGCGAAAAUGUGCAGCUGUAAUGCUCUGGGGGUGUUCUUCUGGUUUUCUACGUGACAUGGGCGAUUUCGAUCGCGUUGGAACGCCUUUGAACUACAUGUUAGCAGGGUGUCCCACAUUGGUGGCAAAUUUGUGGGACGUGACAGACAAAGAUCUUGACACCUUUUCGCAAGAAGUCUUCGAUAAACUUAAGAUGAAUGCCGCUCAUGUUCGAGAAUGUGGCAAAGAAUCAGGUCGUGCACCAAAGACGUCCCUCAUGACUGCAGUAGCCGAAUCUAGGAACGUGUGCAAACUGAGGUACUUAACGGGGGCAGCCCCCGUCGUUUAUGGGAUUCCCUUCUAUCUAUGAAUGAGUAUCUAUCUAUGCAUUGUUUCUCAUAGCUUGAGAACCAGACGGUCCGAACCAACUCUCAAGGUUGUGAACAUGGUUAACCAUGCCGUAUGAUAUCUAUCUAUUCUAUU